Messenger RNA from Ochlerotatus camptorhynchus, 2167 nucleotides. RefSeq lists its product as uncharacterized. The transcript has 3 exons. Bases 106 to 2151 code for a protein of 681 amino acids. NCBI's taxonomy places the organism in Eukaryota, Metazoa, Arthropoda, Insecta, Diptera, Culicidae. Gene Ontology annotation, molecular function: protein binding. The record is from RefSeq and is a predicted model, not a curated record.
UUGUUUUGAUUAUCCACAUUCGUAGCGACGCCGCAGCCGGCGCGUCGUUACACAUCGAGGAGUUGAAACACGCGCGUGAAACCUUUCAGCAUCCGGUAGGUCAAGAUGGAAAUGAAAGAGUAUGCAAGCUUGCAGAUUCCGGACCAGGUGAAUCUCCCAUUUGCCAUCUCCAGUUCGGGCGACUAUUUUCUUGUUUUCACCAAGGGCAACGUCGAGUUCCUGCAGCUCAAGUACAAACACAUCAACGAGGAUGGUGCCCUGAAUUACAUCCUCAGUCGGUAUGAAUGUUCCAAGGAGAAACCUACGGGUCAACUAUCGGUGAAAGAGAUCGAAGUCUACAACACCAGCAAGCGGCUGGAGCGAACGACGAUUAUGCUUGAUCAGACUAUCAUUCCGAAUAUCGCAACGCUGUACAUCACUAAUGUGACGGCUGCCGUGUCCCCACCGGGAAUAUUCCAAGAUUACAAAGUCUGUUUGGUGGCUCAUUUGACCAGCAUGGGGCAGCUGUCGGUGCAACGAUAUGACAAUGCCCAAAAGGAAUGGCUGCUGUAUGUGGACGUCUCCGCCACUUGGAAUGCUCACUUGCACGACAGCAACGUGUACAGGAAGUUCGACAAAUUGCUACCGGCUGUACACGAUGCGCUAAUUACGAAUUUUUGCUGGCGUGACCAUGCGUUCCACCAUGUGGCCCACUUCGCCAUUGGAACCAAGUCGGGCAAAAUUGUCCUUUACAGUUUGCUAUCCGAUAGAGUCCAGGUGCAGUUUAUAGCUGCCGUAUUGCAACCGGUGAGGCUGCUAAAAUGGAUAACCAUAGCCGAGGAUCGAAAUCUGCUGCUUGUCGGGUUACAGAACGGGAAGAUUGCUAUUUAUGGAUUCCGGACGCUACCGGAUGCGACGGUGGUGGAUUUCGAGCAGUUGAACAAUAUGUGGUCCGAUGAGGAUAAUUUGAUCGUUGGGUUCGCGGAGUACGAACUGGAUUAUGCCAACGAUCGGUUGCUGAUCCUGGUGGUAAAGGGAACGCAUUUGGUUGUGUUUCUGUGCAGUUUGAAAGGGGAGGUGCGGUCGAUGGUCAUACAGAAUGUGAACCAAUUUAUGAUAACAGGCCUCCAUCAACUUUCCCCGUACCGCUACAUCAUUUCUACUCUCCCCGGUGUGAUAUUCUGUAUCAACAUUAAAGUCGUCAGUGCGGAUCGCAUGGAAAUCGACCAUACAGCGAUCAAAACGGAUUUGAAUGUCAGCAAGUACUCCAUCUACGGGGUUACAGCCUCACGGAACCGAUCCUGCUGGCUGUUUGUAGGCUAUCCAUCGAAGAGUUUCGAUCGUCUGAGCUUACGAACGCCCUCGGUCAUAUUCUUCUGCAAGUUCAACGAAUACGACGCGAUGAAAAUCCUACUGAACAACCCAACACUCCGCAUGACCAACUAUUACGAUUGUGCCGAAGUAAUCCGGUACUGCGGUAAUCGUAAUCCUGAAACGGUGAAACCCCUCGAGCUGAUGGCUUCCAACUGUGCAAACGUAGACGAUAGCUACGCCUACCAUCUGAAGUUGCAGCUGAUUCAGCUGGGUGCGCGAUUAAGCCACUACAAAAGGCGCUGCCAAUCGGUAUCCGAAGUGCUCUACAACCAAUCGCAGUUCCUCAGAACAGUAAUCGAAAUUCUGCACGCAGCAAAGGUGAUCUACUACUUUCUGCACGUACGACAUACCCUCAGUCAACUAAGCUAUCAGCAACUGCUAACGAUCCGUUGUUUGCGUAACUUUAUGCAAGAGUUCGUCACCGAUAGCUUCCCGGGGGACUACGAGCACGUACACCUGGCGUUGAAACCCCCGAUGGAGGAAGUGAUCGUCCGUGCGAACGAACUACUCUCGAGCACCCAACAACCAUUGUACGCCGAGGAAUGCUCGUUCUGUGGUGACGCGAUUCCGGAAGCGAAGCAAACCUGCGUGGAGAAUCACCAAACAUUCCGCUGCUCGAUAACGAAACAGCAAAUCGCCAUGCAGAACGUGGAAACAGUGUGCGAAAUGUGCGAACGUUGUUCGCUCGACGUCCAGCUGUUGGCUGACAUUUUUUGCGCCGACGGUGGUCAGCUCACUAUCUACUAUUCGUACUGCUGCUUGUGUGAUGUGCCGUUUAGCAAGCACGUGACUCCGUGAGGUUUAAAUAAAGACU